AUGUAAUUGACGUUAAUUCAAAAAAAUCUUUUAACUAAUAAUAUAUCAGAAAUUUAUAAUUUUGGUACAGAUGCAUAACCAAAUUUUUAUUAUGUUACUAAUUUUUACACUCCAUUAAUUGCUUUUAAUGAUAUUAUUUAUUUUUACAUUUUUGAUGAUGACUGCUAGCCUUUUUCUAUCAGCUAAAGAAAAUUUAUCUACAAAUCUGUAACUAUGCAAUUCUCUGUAUUUGACUAUCCUUACUUUAAUUACUAAAAAACAGGAGAAAUCUUCAUAUUUUACUAGUCCCUUAUUUAAGUCUAUACCUUUGAUUUAUCUCGAAAUGAGCUCUAUAAUUUCGGUAUAAAUUAUCCAUAAAGCUUUAAUGAUAAUACAGUUUAAGUUUUUAAUGACAGAUAUGUUUUUUAUUAUGAUCAAAGCUAUUUUUAUAGAUUCGACAUGGAAUUAAAGCAAUUUACAAUAAUGCAUGCUAAAACUGAUGUCGCUUUGUAUGGAAAAAAUGCUAUUUAGUUUUAUUUUUUAGAUGAAAAUUUGUAAUACAUCAAAAAGUCUAAUAAUAUAAUAGAUACAAAUAAUAUGGUUAUUAUUAUGAGUUAACUCGAAGAUUGCUCUCUAUUAGGGAAUAUAGAUAUUGAUGAUAAUACUAAAAUUCAUAGUUUUUUAUCUUAAGAUGGAGUUUUUUGGAUUAAUAAUUUAUUCAACAAUCCAUUUAGCAUAUAUAAUUUUACAUAAAAUUAUGUAAUUUAAGACAUUAAUUUACAAAAUAAUAAAAUUGCAGUCUAUGAUAAUUCCACAUAAAAUUUAAUCAUUUACGACGUUAUAAAAACUAAUAAUGAAUUAGUUGUAAUAAAUUUAAAUUUUAUAUUUGAUCUCUCAAUAGCUAUUGUUGAUUGGAAUUUAGUAUCCUUCAUAUGGGCAAAGGAAAAUAUCUUUUAUCUAUAAAGCACAUAAAAUGAACCAUAGGUAUCAAUAAUCUUAAAAUUAGAAUCUAAUAUUCUUAAGUACUAAUACUGUUCAAAUUAGUAAACUUUAGUCGCUCUCACUUCUUAAAAUAAGAUUUAUUCAAUAAAUGUAUUGACAAAGAAAUAUAAAUUGGUAUAAUAUAGCAACUUAACAUCUUAACCUAGCUUUUUUGUUCAGUGUGAAGAUAGUUUGAUAGUAUUUUACUAUAAGUAUGUUGAAAUUUUUGAUUUGGUUUCAGCAUAAAUAUCAGAAUCCUUUUAAUAGAAUUUAACAGGACUUUAAAAUUAAUCACUAUUUGUUUGA
Molecule: messenger RNA, 1266 nt
Organism: Tetrahymena thermophila SB210
Lineage: Eukaryota; Ciliophora; Oligohymenophorea; Hymenostomatida; Tetrahymenidae
Exons: 4
Source: RefSeq, a predicted model, not a curated record